Molecule: messenger RNA, 1332 nt
Organism: Aaosphaeria arxii CBS 175.79
Lineage: Eukaryota; Fungi; Ascomycota; Dothideomycetes; Pleosporales
Exons: 2
Coding region: 189-1100 (303 amino acids)
Source: RefSeq, a predicted model, not a curated record
GUUUAAUUCUUUUCCGGUCAAGGGCCCAGGCACAACUCGUAUCCAUGUGACUCGAUAAUACAACGCCCCGUUCUUGCCCUCAACUUCGUUCCUUUAAAUGUCUUGACGCCCGCCCCGCUGUAUAUCUCCAGCGAUCUUCCUCUCCGUUCGGUGUUUACCCCACGCGACUUCUCGUCGCCGUCGCGAACAUGCACAACCGCCGAGGCUUCCAAACCGUGAUCCUGCUUGCGCCCGCCAUAUUUCUCCUCUUCCCGCUCUCGCUCGUCACCAUCGCCCUCGAGCGCACCGCAGCCAGUCUUUUCACCUUCCAAACCAGCCAAGGAUAUCGCUACUACAGCGGAUAUGGCCGCCACACCAUCACCGUGUAUGGCCCGCGCACGGCGACCCAACCCGAGGAAGACUGGAGCAGCAUCAGAAUCGUAGUCGACGUGAACUCGACUUCCGCGUAUUGCUUCAUCGCCGUCAGCAUCGCCGCAUGCAUCUUCUCCCUGAUCUCCGCGUGUGGGAUCUGGGAACUGCGUACCAUCCAGGGACCCCAGAGGCAUCAGCGCAUAUGGAGCUGGACGAACCUCAUGACGAAUCUCGUGACGGCGGUGGCGUCUAUUGCGAUUCUGAUCUAUGCGAGCGUUGUUCAAAGCACCGAGGGUUGGAAGUCGUAUGAGGAUGUGGGCAAGGAGUUUCGCUUCACGCGCGAGACUUGGUCAUGCGACAUCAAGAAAUUCUAUCGCACGGAGGAUUGGGCUGGUGUUGCCUGUGGAGUUGCGCAAACAUCGAGAUACAUUCUCAUACCUUUAGCCAUUUCCGCCCUUCUAGUCAUGGUAUCUACCUGGAUCCUGGUCCGUGAUCGCGGAGGCAUGAGCUGGCUGUUCGGCGGGAAGGGAAGGUAUGCUGGUUUUGAGGAUGCCCCCAGCGUGGACAACAUCGCGAUGUAUCCCCCACCACAGGUGUAUUACCAGCAGCCGAAUCAGCCGGGACAGAUGUAUCCGCAGCAGAUGCAGGCUCCUGUUCAGGGUAACCCGCAAUCACCACAGUCCCCUGCGCCUGCGCAGACACAGACCGAAACCAAAGGCAACAUGCCGCCACAGACAGUGUGGGGAUAAGAAUGAAAUCGCAAAUGUUCCAUUGCGCCAUCGUUGAGAUUUCUGUUGUUCGUUGAGAUGAUACCCUUGUUUGAGCGUUUCUUUAUCACAUUCCGUCGUAUUGCAUGUCUUGCACAAAAUUCAACAAAUUAUAAAUGUAUAAUUUUCUAACUUUAUUGACCCGGCAUUGACGAGCGCUAGCAUCAUUAGAUUACGAUAUAAUGUAUCAAUGCUCGAGACGCAGUCUCCUAUA